Mercenaria mercenaria is the source of this 459-nucleotide messenger RNA. RefSeq names its product ATP-dependent DNA helicase PIF1-like. The record is from RefSeq and is a predicted model, not a curated record. NCBI's taxonomy places the organism in Eukaryota, Metazoa, Mollusca, Bivalvia, Venerida, Veneridae. The transcript has a single exon. Bases 1 to 459 code for a protein of 152 amino acids.
AUGACUGAGCAUCAGUUCACUUCUGUUAAUGUAUCUGAAAGUGAGAACAUUAAUCAGUUUAUCCCAAAGGAUGAUAGAGAUGCUGGAGGUCUUCCAAACAUCCUUCACGUUUCUAGGGGCACAAGGGUAAUGUUAAUUCGGAAUAUUGCAACUGAUCAAGGGCUUGUGAACGGUGCCCUGGGAUUUGUUGAGAAAAUUCUGUAUAAUGAUGAAUAUGGUGUGUCAAGCGUUCUUGUAUCAUUUGAUGAUAGGAGCAUUGGAAAAUUGUUCCUAAAUUCAGAUUACAAUGCAGUUGAAAUUACAAAAAAUAGCCAGGAAUUCUAUUAUCAUGGACAUUCAUUGGUGCGGACACAAUUUCCACUUAUGCCAGCUUGGGCCUGUACCAUCCAUAAAGUUCAAGGCAUCACAUGUGAGAGAAUAGUAGAGUCUGUUGGUAACACCUUGUCAGUCCAUCUAUAA